This is a messenger RNA of Centruroides sculpturatus (bark scorpion), 2604 nucleotides long. It is a transcript of the gene pAbp, whose product is annotated as polyadenylate-binding protein 1-like. The record is from RefSeq and is a predicted model, not a curated record. NCBI's taxonomy places the organism in Eukaryota, Metazoa, Arthropoda, Arachnida, Scorpiones, Buthidae. The transcript has a single exon. Gene Ontology annotation, molecular function: poly(U) RNA binding; poly(A) binding; mRNA 3'-UTR binding. The coding region runs from base 247 to 2172 and encodes 641 amino acids. Gene Ontology annotation, cellular component: nucleus; ribonucleoprotein complex; cytosol.
GAACGUAGCCUCGUUCCAACGUGCGUCGUUCUCUUCUUCGAACCUUGGCUUUGGAAUUCACACUCGUGGCGUCACGUGGGUGUCGUAAAAGAAUCUACUUUUUUAUAUAUUAUAGAAUAUAAGUCGUCAAGUCGUGUUCUAAAAGGAUAAAAAACAACAUAAAAAGAGAAAAAUUAAAAAAGAAAAAAAAAAUAUACGAAGAACGAAGAACCAUCUGGAUACGAAGGUUAGGCCUAUUGAAAGAAGAUGAAUCCCAGCGGCCCUAGUUGUCCCAUUGCCUCUCUCUACGUCGGCGAUUUACAUCCUGAUGGAACAGAAGCUAUGCUUUUCGAAAAGUUUUCUACUGCAGGACCAGUUCUUUCCAUCCGAGUAUGCAGGGAUAUGAUCACAAGAAGAUCCUUGGGUUAUGCCUAUGUUAACUUCCAACACCCCCAAGAUGCAGAAAGAGCCUUAGAUACAAUGAACUUUGACUUAAUUAAGGGAAGACCAAUUCGUAUAAUGUGGUCACAGAGAGAUCCAUCGCUUAGGAAAUCUGGUGUUGGAAACGUUUUCAUCAAGAAUUUAGACAAGAGUAUCGAUAAUAAGGCCAUGUAUGAUACCUUUUCUGCCUUUGGAAACAUCCUGUCGUGUAAAGUGGCCACCGACGAAGAAGGUAACUCGAAAGGUUACGGUUUUGUACACUUUGAAACUGAAGAAGCGGCCAAUAAUGCCAUUGCUAAGGUAAAUGGCAUGCUGCUGAACGGUAGAAAAGUGUAUGUAGGAAAAUUCAUCCCGCGAAGGGAACGAGAGAAAAUGCUCGGUGACAAAGCUCGUCGAUUCAUGAAUGUUUACAUCAAAAAUUUUGGUGAUGAACUGGACGAUGAUAAACUGAGAGAGAUGUUUGAGAAGUACGGUACAAUCACCAGUGCAAAAGUGAUGGUCGACGAAGGCGGUAAGUCAAAAGGUUUUGGAUUUGUUAGUUUUGAAGAUCCUGAGAAUGCAGAGAAAGCGGUGGAAGAGUUAAAUGCUAAAGAACUUGGUGGAAAGCAACUGUAUGUUGGUAGGGCACAGAAAAAAGCUGAAAGACAGGCGGAAUUAAAACGUAGAUUUGAACAGUUAAAAUUGGAAAGAAUGAGCCGCUAUCAGGGUGUUAAUUUAUACGUUAAGAAUUUGGAUGAUGCUAUCGAUGACGAACGCCUCAGAAAAGAAUUUUCUCCAUUUGGUACGAUCACGAGUGCUAAAGUCAUGACAGAUGCCCACGGUCAUUCUCGUGGAUUUGGUUUUGUGUGUUUCAGUUCUCCAGAAGAAGCUACAAAAGCAGUAACUGAAAUGAAUGGAAGAAUCAUGGUUUCUAAACCACUUUACGUUGCUUUAGCCCAAAGAAAAGAAGACCGUAAGGCUCAUCUUGCUUCACAGUACAUGCAGAGAAUGGCCGGAAUGCGAAUGCAGCCGCAUCUCGGUCAAAUGUUUCAACCGGGAGGAGCCGGCUAUUUUGUACCAACAAUGCCUCAAGCCCAACGAGGAUAUUUUCCAACUCAAAUUUCACAAAUGCGAGCCACGCCACGCUGGACACCACAACCGCCAUUGAGACCGAGCGGUCAACCUACCGGUGGUUUUCCGGCAAUGCAGCCUGCGCAGUUUGCUCGUCCGGCUCCACGUCCUACGGUUGCAGCAGCCCAAACCCAAGGAAUUAGAACUAACAUGAAUGCAAGACCCAUCACCGGACAACAGACCACGCCCGGUCCGAGAAGAGUUGCCGCUCUCGGUCCAUCAGCCGCCGUGGCCGCCGCCGCCCGUCCUGCGGCCAUACCAACGGCCAACGUUGCACAGCCUUGUCCUCCCGCUUAUAAAUACACAGCCAACAUGCGAAAUCCUCCACCAUCUGUUGUUCAGCCACCGGUUGUUCAACAGGCCGCAGUCCACAUCCAAGGACAGGAACCGCUGACCACUUCCAUGCUUGCCGAUGCCAAUCCACAAGAACAGAAGCAGAUGCUGGGAGAACGUUUGUUUCCGCUCAUUCAUCGCUGGUAUCCAGAUUUGGCCGGAAAGAUAACUGGAAUGCUGCUGGAGAUCGACAACUCCGAGCUGUUGCACAUGCUCGAGCACCAUGAGGCCCUGAAGGCAAAGGUGGAUGAAGCCGUCGCCGUUCUCCAGGCCCACCACGCUAAAGAAGCAGCAUUCAAGAAGGAAUGAAAAGAAGAAACAAAAAUUUCUUAGUGUAUUUUUUUUUUUCGAAUUUUACUAAUAUAGAAACUGUAUUGUGUGCAAACUGUUUGAAAUGUAGUUUAUAGAGUUUGAUAUUAUAUAUAUUAGCUUUAAUGUUUUCCUUCAUAAAAAAAAAAUUAAAAAAACCGCCCACGUGAACCCCAAGUCUGCCAAGGUUACAACAUAUAAUAGUAAGAAAAAUACAAAAAAAAAUAGCAAAAAUUCAAAAAAUAAAUCUUAAAAUAUAGAAAAAAAAUAAUUAAAAAAAUUAGUUUAUUAAAAAAAAAACAAAUGUUUUUGAAUCUUGCUAAAUGUAUUAUGUUUAACUUUUAUUUUUCUUUCUUGUAGUGAGUAGUACUUGGGUUCUUGUGCUUUAUUCUUGUAUUCUAUUUGAAGUUAUUAAAAAGGUUGUUGGAAAAA